Messenger RNA from Branchiostoma floridae (Florida lancelet), 1305 nucleotides. Its product is annotated as retinol dehydrogenase 16-like. Bases 151 to 1137 code for a protein of 328 amino acids. NCBI's taxonomy places the organism in Eukaryota, Metazoa, Chordata, Leptocardii, Amphioxiformes, Branchiostomatidae. The record is from RefSeq and is a predicted model, not a curated record. Gene Ontology annotation, molecular function: oxidoreductase activity. The transcript is spliced from 6 exons.
GUUUGACUGGUGACUAUCUGUAAACCGGUCUAAACUGCAUUCCGAAUGGUCAGGUUACGACCCAUCGACCUCGUCACACCAUCACGACAAAGAGUUUGUCCAGGUGCGCGUUGACUACCUUGUGUGGACAUAUUGCUGGACUCUCAUGUCAUGAUGGCAGUACUGACAGUGUUGGGACUGUUGUCUGUAGUGUGGGGUGUGUACGCCGUCUGGACGUGGUGGCGGGAGAGAGAAAUGCUUCCAAGGCUUGUGGAUAAAACAGUCCUGAUCACGGGAUGUGACUCCGGCUUCGGGAACCUCCUGGCCAGGCGGCUGGACCAGCUCGGUCUGCGGGUGUUCGCGGGCUGUCUGACCGAGGCCGGCGUGGCAGAGUUACGGCAGUCCUGCUCCGAACGGCUGCAGCCGAUCCGGAUGGACAUCACCAGCUCAGACAGCGUGCAGCAGGCCUUCCUAGUGGUGAAGGAUAGUGUGGGGAGCAAAGGACUUUGGGGUUUGGUGAACAAUGCUGGGAUCUUUGGGCCAUUAGGAAGCGUUGAGUGGCCUACCAUAGAAGAUUACCGGGCAGUUUUGAAUGUCAACUUACUCGGCCUCAUCGACGUCACCAAAACCUUCCUGCCCUUGUUGAAGAAGUCACGUGGUCGUGUCGUCAACGUCACAAGUGGUGCCGGAAGGACAGCUGUCCCGUUUCAAGGGCCAUACACUGUGUCCAAGUAUGGCGCGGAGGGAUUUUCGGACGUCCUCAGACGGGGCAUGAAGUAUUUUGGAGUGACUGUGCACAUCAUUGAACCCGGGAAGUUCCGGACAGGGAUAGUUGUACAGGAGGCGAUCAGAAGGAACAUGUACGGCUGUUAUGAGUCACAGUCCCAAGAGACAAAGGAAGAAUAUGGGCUGGACUACGUCCAUGAAAUGCACAAAGGAUUCAACGAAGAUGAAGGCGAUGACCCGACUGCCGUUUCCAUGGCGAUGGAGCAUGCGCUGUGUGCUGCCCAUCCUAAGAGCCGCUAUGUGGUUGGCCAGGCAACACGGCGGGUGUGGGUCCCCAUCUCCUGGCUGCCGACUGACCUGGGGGAUUACGUCAUACGAGUAGUGGCACCAUGGAUGGCUCCCGUUCCUGCCGCGUGCAAAGGAGGAGCAUAAAGACAUCCAAGGAUGACAAAUGGAUUGUUGGUAUCACCGACGUCGACAGUAGUGUUUUAUUGCAUUUAAUGCAAGCUGGAAGUUGCAAGAAUGUUAACCUUCACAAGGUCUAGCCUAGAAAACUACUGCCCUGUUUAUUCUUACACAACACAGUCAUGUAAACGAUGA